AUGGCCUGCUUGACAGCAACAGCGGUGUUGUUGCUGGCUUUUCCAUUUGUUGAGGGUGAUGCAGGUUGCGCUGGUGACCCAUCCCGGAGCCGUGGUUUGUUACAAGUUGGCAUGAGGAGCGACACCUUCCUGACAGAUUCUGAUUGGUUCCUCGGGGCCACUGGGCAGAGCUGUAGCGACGUUUGCAGCGCCGCUGGCAAGUUCUGCCACGAGUCCGGCAUGUAUGAUGUCGACACCAAAGAAGAGAUGUUGGCUGCCGCUCGGAAAGUGGGCUACAACUGCACCAAGUUGUAUGGCUGGGCCUACGACAACAACCCGGGGAUUUGUGUGGAUUCUAGCUGCUGUGGCGGCAGCUGCAUCGGUCUCUGUGCAUUUGGCACGACCAAGGUUCGCACCUGCAAGGGGACGAGCCACUAUGCGAGGCUUUGUGAGUGCUUCGCGCAUGCAGAGGCCACCAGCACCACCACCCCAGCUGUGCUCUCGCCCCCGAAAGCCAAGCCUCCUGGAUUUGCACGCAGCCUCUUCCUCCUGCCGCGCGACGUGGAGCUGAUGCUGCUACUUGCCACUAUCCCCGCAGCCUCCAAAACGGCUGGCGAGCCGGCGCUGUUGGUGAUGCCGCAAAGUGGGAAUGAUGAGACGGCCUUCCUGGACUUUGUUGAGCAGUAUCGCCCCGAGGAGACCUACGCGACUGGUGGUCUGAGUCUGGGCAGUCUGGAAGCGACGCUGGGAGAUGUGAAUGUUGUGGGAGGUGGCACACCUUGCGAGGCCUCAGAAGCCCUCGCCCGCAAGUUCUGGUCUCAGGCUUCGCAGCUGGUGGUGGCUCGGUGCGACGACUAUACCUCUGCGCUUAUGGCUGCCCCUCUGGCUGCCAAGAAGUCUUCGCCGCUGGUCCUGCUUAGCCAUACAGUGGAUCUGGUGAACUUGGCUGGCGAACUCAAGGUGCAGAGCCUGGUCUUCGUGGGCUCGGGUUCGGGCCCCGAAGCACCAGGCCUGCAGCAGAUUCACCUGCAGACUGCGGAGGACGUCUUCGAUGCGCUGGGGAAGCCUGACUACCUUGCCGUCACCAACCCUGCCGAUCGAGAGCUGCAAGCCUACCGUGCCACGUCAGCUCUGGCCCCGCUCCUUGCGGCGCUCCGAGGAGGGGCUGUGCUUCCGCUCUCGGCCCAAUUCCACAGCCAACGCUACAAAAUCUCCUUUUCGGAUAUCCCCUUGUCGGACACCACCACCACAACCACACAGACUUUGCCGGACCCAACCUCGAUAUGUGAGAAACAGUGCGAGGAGGAUGGCUUUUGCUGUGGUUGGAACAGUGGCUGUGGGCGCCCUAGCUGCGUGCUCGGAUGUCACAUUGCCACAGAGUCCGCCGACGUCACCGUCUGCCAGGAGACCUGUCGGUCCCUGCGUGAUGGACAGGGCUGUUUCCCUACGGUUGCGGGUCGAUGGGCCAAUGUGUGCUCUUCCUGCCAGGGCUCCUGUUCUGGUCACUGCGAGGGCGAAGGCGGAUGUGAACAUGCCUGCUCCUUGAUGGCUUAUGCCGCAACAACGACAACCACUGUUGUGGUGGCGAAUUGGGAGAUUGCCCGUUGCCGCAUGAAGUGUGCAUCGGAUGGCUAUUGCUGCGACCGCGACAGUGGCUGUGCGGCCCCGAGCUGCAAGCUGGGCUGUGAGGUUGCAUCAGUUUCACCAACUGCUGUGACAUGCAAGGAACGCUGCCAAGCAUUGACAGGGCACUGCUUUGUCGACCCUGUCAACAACAGCCUCGGUGACGUCGCGUUGUGUGGCUCAUGCAGUGCCAUGUGUGGCGGACAUUGUGAGGCGGCUGGUGGCUGUGAGUAUGCGUGUGACUUUGUGAGCUACUAG
Molecule: messenger RNA, 1860 nt
Organism: Symbiodinium sp. CCMP2592
Lineage: Eukaryota; Dinophyceae; Suessiales; Symbiodiniaceae
Source: the annotation of a GenBank genome assembly